AUGGAGUCCAGCGGCGAUGUCGUAUGCACCGGCAAAGUACCGCCGCCGCUCGAUGCGGUCUCGCAGACGUCCUCCACUUCAGCGGCUGAGGAGGUGACUUCCUAUCAAGAGACGGUGCGCUUCUGCACGUGGCGCAAACAUGUACGCAACUUGUAUCAGCAUCUGUUUCACAUUGACCUCGUCUGGGAGAGUCCGGUGGCUCAGUUCAUGCCGUACGUGACGACAAAGAGUGGCCUCACCACGCACACCAUACUGAGCGGGACGCGCACAGGCGGCCAGGAGCAGAGCUACAUCCAGCUUCUGUCUGCAACGGUGCCGCAGGCCACGCAGGCCCUGGACGGAUCCGAUGUAGCCUACAGCGAGGCCACUGGUGAGGUUGGCGGGUACGGCAUGGCGCCGCACACCUGCGGCCUCAGCAUUGAGCGGCGCAUUCUUCACGAUGGGGAUGUGCUGGCAGCCCGCUACGCGCCAGCAAACCCGCUCCUCAUCGCAUCGUCCUCUAGCAACGGGAACCUGUAUGUGCUUGACUGGUCGCGAGUGCCGCUGGGCCGCUUCCCAAAUGAGCCCCCGCGGCCCCGCGCGCCGCUGCCGCCAAAUGAACUCAGCAGUGACGCGACGGAGGAGGAACGGGGCCAGUACCAGAAGCGCAUGCGUGCACUCAAUGUGGUGGUGACUGAGCAGGACCGAUGGGACCGUCGCACCGGUGAGGGGCAGCACGUGCUAACGCUGAAGGGCGGCAACGGUGCCUCGGAGAAUUUGGACUGGAGCACCAGUGCCGAGGGUGUGGUGGCGUCUGGUUCCACAGGGCGAGUCUGUGUGUGGCGCGUGGCCAACCUGUCGAAGGACGACAGCCGCCAGGUGGAGCCGUUCAAGGUCUUCUCGCUCGAGGACGAGGAGGCGCGUGUCACGCAGGUCAACUUCUCGUGGACGUCGCCGGACACCUUCGUGGCGGCAUCCUCCACUGGCGCCGUGUACUUCAACGAUGUGCGCAUGCAGCACACCACAGAGGUAUUCUCCAUCGAAAACGCGGCCACCUCCCUUGCCCUCUCCCCACUCAGCGGGAACGAGCUGCUCGUUGGCGACUCUUUGGGCAGCGUCCUUUUCUUCGACUUGCGUCAGAGCAGCAAGCCGGUGCAGGUGGACUGCCUGCAUGACGGCGAGGUGACCAACGUUCAGUGGUGCCCACACUCGCGGCACCUCUUCUCCUCCGGCGGUCAUGAUGGCAUCGUCUGCAUCUACAAUCAGACCCGGCACAAGACGCUGUUCAAGCACUGGGGCCACACCGAUGUGAUCAUGGACGUGGGCUGGAGUUGGCAAGAAGAUGGUGCUGGCCAACUUGUGUCCACCGACAGCAACGCCAUCAUGCUAUGGAGACCGCGAGACUUCUUCUACUGUGCUUGA
Molecule: messenger RNA, 1401 nt
Organism: Leishmania mexicana MHOM/GT/2001/U1103
Lineage: Eukaryota; Euglenozoa; Kinetoplastea; Trypanosomatida; Trypanosomatidae
Product: WD repeat protein
Exons: 1
Coding region: 1-1401 (466 amino acids)
Biological process (GO): regulation of gene expression
Cellular component (GO): nucleus
Molecular function (GO): histone binding
Source: RefSeq, a predicted model, not a curated record